Messenger RNA from Rotaria sp. Silwood1, 1152 nucleotides. The record is from the annotation of a GenBank genome assembly. Lineage: Eukaryota; Metazoa; Rotifera; Eurotatoria; Philodinida; Philodinidae.
AUGAAAAUUAAUAUCAUCGGCUCUGGUUUUGCCGGAUUGUCAGCGGCUUUAUUUCUUUCUCGUCAUCCAUUGAACUGCAUUACUCUAUAUGAUAAAUUCACUAAUGUUCAAACUGUUGGAGCAGGUAUCUUAAUGCAACCAUCAGCAAUGGUAAUAUUGAAAAAACUAGAUAUUUAUGAACCACUUGUAAGAAAUGGUGAAAAAAUUUAUAAGCUACGAGGAACAAACCACCAUGGUCGAGAAGUAUUUUUAACAUCUUAUGAUGAUUAUGCAAUUGGGUGUUUUGGCAUUGGAAUACAUCGUUCUUUACUAUUUAAAUCCCUUUAUAAUAAAUGUAAAGUGAAAUCCAACAUCAAAUUUGAAUUAGGACAAGAGAUUACAUCUCUAGCAGAUUUAAAAGCAACUAGCGAUCUAUUAAUUGUAGCAAAUGGUUCACAUUCUUGUCUUAGAGAACAAGUACCAAUUAAACAAUCGUAUCAGUUAUAUCCUUAUGGUUGUUUGUGGACAACCGUUGAAGAUGAUCAGAUUACUCCAAAUCAAUUAUGUCAAUACAUGAGAUAUUCACAAGAAAUGUUUGGUAUUCUUCCAUCUGGCAUAAAUGAAAACAAUAAACGAAUCGUUAGUGUUUUUUGGAGUUUACCAAUCAAACUGAAAAAUAUUUACUGCAUACACAAAGUUUUAGAAGGAAUGAAGUUUUAUUUAAUUCAUGAUAAUAAUUAUUUUAUUGAAAAACUCAGUCAAGCUAACUAUUCAUUUGCUGUAUAUGCUGAUGUCUUCAUGAAACAAUAUGAUUAUGAGAAUAUUAUAUUUAUCGGAGAUGCAGCACAUGGAAUGAGUCCUCAAUUAGGUCAAGGUGCUAAUAUGGCAUUCUUAGACAGUUAUUAUUUGAACAAAGUUUUAAUUGAGAAUAGUAAUAAUAUUACACUAGCUUUGAAAAACUAUACUACAUUACGAAGACAACACUUAAAGUUUUAUAGUCAAGCAAGUAAAUUUUUGACACCGUUGUAUCAGAGUGAUCAAAUGUUAUACGGAAGAUUUCGAGAUGUACUUUUUACCAUUUCAAAGCAAAUGAAAUUCUCAAGAAAAAUAUCAAGUCAAAUUUUAUGUGGAAAAAGAACUAGUUGGAUAAGAAAUCAAGAAAUUGAAUAUUAA